GAUCAUAUAUUUUAACAAUUAAAAUGAUGUUUAAAUAAAAAGGUCUUUACCUGGUGCCGAAAAACCAGUAACGACGGUGCCAGGCAGUUUAUGAUGUAAUAAGAGGAUUAGUCUAAUGUGGAGAAAUAUAUAGUAUGAUACUGAUCAUACUCGUAUGUACAUGUAGGAGUAUGGUCGAUACUGAAAGGCAGUUUGCUUGUUUUUAUUAUUAUUUAUAAGAUUUUAAAUGAUCUAUAUAAAUUCCGCCCAACCUCCCAUUUAAAACCACCUAGUGAAGACAUUUGAGUAGAUGCAGAAUGACUGUGGUGGGAGAGGCAGAAAACCAGGGGGGAGUGUGAAUGGAUUAGGGUGGCUGGAAAUCUGAAUAGGUGCGCUGGUUUUUGUACAAGAGCCCAUUUCUAGUUUAGGUUUUAUGCCUGUCUGACUUGGAGAAUACAAAGGGGACUUAACAGCAAAGUGGAUGGCAUCAAAAAAUAAUGAUGUCACAUGGCACGAAAUCAGCAUGAAAUACCUUGUGCAGCCCUCAAAUACUUUGUAGUAAUUGUCAGUAGCAAAGUUUUGAAAUGAUGCUAAAUAUUUUAAGAUUACAGCUCUGGUACCCUCCUAUCCCUGUUCCCACACACACUUUUAUUUUUGUGCACAGUUAACUGAUUCAGGAAACUUUUGGCAUAUUUGGGAAUCCACUUUCCAUUCUUGUCAAUAAGCCCACAAAAAUGUAGGGUUUUUAAAAAAUUGUCCUGCAUAGUAAAAAAGAAGCAGCCACUUUCUCUAUGGCCAGCAAGGAAACAUAUGAUAUAGUCUCUUAGCAGGCUAGUAAUAAAAGGAGCUUUCUACAAAAAGGGCUGGCAGAGUAGCGAUACAGCUGUGGGAUGGGCUUCAUUUCCCUCUCAGCCAGCAUGGAAAGUAAACAGAGGAGGAAGUCAGAGAUCUUCCCUCCUUCACCAGUCUAGUAGCUUACCUGCAUGUUGAUCUAUAGCUAUCAGGUGAAAGGUUAUCAGUAAAAGGCUGAUAAAUUAUUUUAGUGAGUGGGCCAGGUAAUAUAAUAUGUUUUGACUCAAUAAGAAAGUGUUGCAUAUUUCCAGUACUGCCCUGGGUUGAAAAUGCUGCACCCUGGUUUCAGAAUUUCAUCUUACUGAGUUUGUCAUGCUGUCUGAGGAUCAGUAUUAUGGGCCCUGUGCUUGUGCAGCACCUCAACUCAGGAAACUUGUAUAAGCUGAGGAAUUUGGAGUGGGGACCCCAUGUUCCCUUAGAUUGUCUUCAUCCACUAUAGUUUCUUCAUGAGGAAAUUUCUGGUCUUUCAGUCUGUGUUUCUUGCCUUGAAGUGAAGGCAUUUCCCUUCUUCCUCUUAUUGCUGCUGCCAUUUUUUAUUUAUCAUUAAUUAUAUUAAUAUUUUAUUUUAUUUUUGCACUCUUUCUGAUGGUUCACCACUGCAGGGUAUAGGGCACAUGAGGGGGUAAGCUCUUACUUCCAACAGCCAUUUCUUUUACUUUUUUGCCUAUGAGAGGCCUCAGAAGGUGAGAGCAUCUAAAUUUUCAAUCUGAAUUGCUCUUAGUUGUCCCAUUCCUUAAAUAAAAGAAAGAAGGAUAAUUCCUGCAAUACAGGAACUAAGCUGUUGCAUCCUCUACUUUGCGUGCUUCCUUGUCUGCUGGAAUCACCAGUAUCAUUUCGGUAGCAAGUUAGCACCUUUGUAUCAAGAUAGCACGAACAUCAGCUCAGGAAAAACUGUAGACCUGAGGUUCCUCUUCCAUUGCCACAAGAUUUUGAUAUGGUUAACAAGUGCUUAGUUUGGGAUCUUGGGACUGAAGUACUGAACUGGUACAGAAACAGUCUUUCACAUAGAGCUGCCUUCCAGAUACAUUUGGACAGCAACACCCAGAAUUCUUAGUCAAAUGUCCCUGCUGGAUUGGAAUUCUGGGAGUUGUUGUCCAAAUGCCUUUGAAGGAGAUCAAGAUAGGGAAGGCUAACCCUUUCAGCUGCUGAUACCUGAUGUUGCUUUCAUAUCAUCAGCUCAAUUGGUCCUGUCAACCUUUGUAUUGCUAUCCCAAACCACAGUGAGACCAUCAAUUUCUAUCCUAAGCACCUUCUGUAUUGAAAUGCCAGUACCAGCUUCCAAGACCUUGUGCUUUACAACGGGCUGUAAACAAUGUCCAGUGCUAAGCUUCUUAAGUCCACUGUCUAUGCCAGUUGGAUUUCCCUAAUCAUCUUCAUGAGCAUGGCUUGCCAUGUCAGAUGAAUCCAUGCAACAUGACUUGUUAAAGGGGGCAGCAAUCCUCAAAUAAUCCAUGGGCUGUUUUUUGCUAGUUUUCCUCCAACAAGCAUGCCAACCACAUUCUCUUCACUAUGAUCAUGUCAGUUGCAUCAUGGCUACAUUUGCUUAAUUGCACUCACUGGUGUCCCUGCUCUGUUGUCUGAACUCAGGAAGCAUGGCUUGUUGGUGGAGAUUUCCAUGGAAGUGUUUGAGUCAAGCCAGAUGCCUUUUGAAAACUAAAGCUGUGUUCUGGAAUUAAGUUUAUAGUUUGACAAGAUUAUUUAUUUAUUCAUAGAAAAUUAUUUAUCUGCUUAUCAUGAGGUGAAUAGUCAUUGAAACAGAUCACAAAUAUAAAAACAUAAUAAUACUGUCAUUAGUAUAAUUGUCAAAAAGAAUUCAGGCUAAAAGCAACAUUUAGAAAAAAUAGGUCCAGAGAACUGAAAUUAGGAAUGCAUAAGCAGCAGUAGUAUCAGAGCUUGUAUGAAAAGAUGCCUGUUCAAAUGCUGGAAAAUGAGGAAGGGAUUUUUGUGUACAAGGCAGUGGUAGUGGUACCAGAGGCAAGUUCUUGUGAGUUGCUACCAAAUAUACUUCGGAAAGCAAUAGUACAUGACAUAUGGUUAGAGCAGUUAAUGUAAAAAAUCUCUAAUUUCACAUGGGAGGAUAUGGACCUUCCAGUAGAUUGGUUCCCAUGCUAUUUAGUUUUAUGGUAUAACCAGCACUUUGAAACUAGCAGCCAGUCUGACUGAAAAAGUAAAAAUCAGUUGUUUUUAGACAUGCAUAUUUAACAGCAAUAUUUGUAAAUUGAGAUAGUGUUCAUGUUCAGAAUUAUAAUACACUUUUUCAGAGGUAUACUUCUCAUGGGAUACAUGUAGAUACUAGACAGUGACCAUUCCUAUAUGUCAUCUGGCCUUAGGGUUCAGAGGACUUAUAUUCUCUCCCAGGCACAAUUGAGAAUGUGAGCUGCAUUGUCUGCUGCUGAUGCAAGAAAUGGGUGGGGGAACUCAUGAAUCAAUCAGUUGGAAGUCAGAUAAUGCAGAACUGAUUGGCCAGGAAAGGGAGAGUGAUUAUCCACUUUAAAAAGCCAGAUGCUGGAAAUGGGCAGGAGUACAGAGAAGACAGAGAGUGAUAAAAGUUGUAUCAAGACAAAACUGGAAAUGGGCAGGAGUACAGAGAAGACAGAGAAUGAUAAAGGUUGUAUCAAGACAAAAGGAGAUGGGGGCGGGGAAGCAAACAAUCCUUCGGAAACAAAUUAUGGUAAAGCAAAAGUGAAGGACAGAGAAAGGAGCUGGCUGGAAAAGGAAAACAGCAUGGAUGUGUCGGAAUAGGAGUCAAAUCAGGAUUACGAAGCCAUUAACUUUUGCUGACUGUGUUGGUGAUGAACUGCCUUUAGGAUGGGAAACUGUUUACGACCAACAGAUUGGUGUUUAUUACAUGGACCAUAUAAAUCAACUCACACAGAUUGAGGACCCAAGAGAGCAGUGGAGAAGAGAGCAGGAACGCAUGUUAAAGGAAUAUUUAAUUGUUGCCCAGGAAGCUCUUAAUGCCAAAAAGGAAAUUUACCAAAUUAAACAGCAGCGUUUUGAGCUAGCGCAAGAAGAAUACCAGCAGCUGCAUAAAAUGUGUGAGGAUGACAGCCGUUCUUAUGCCAGCUCAUUCUCUGGAUUUUCAACCAAUACAAAAUAUGACCCAUGUCAAAUUAAAGCAGAAAUAGCAAGUCGACGUGACAGACUUUCUAGAUUAAAGCGAGAAUUAACACAGAUGAAGCAGGAACUACAGUACAAAGAGAAAGGAGUAGAGACACUACAAGAGAUUGAUCGUAAGAUGUCAAAUGCCCAGAUGAAUUACAAACUGGAUGAAGCCCAAGCUAUCAUGAAUGAGCUUCGAAGCAUCAGGAAAGCUAUUUGUAUGGGUGAGAGAGAGAGGCAAGACCUGAUGCAGAGUCUGGCAAAGCUGACAGAUGGAUUCAGGAAUAGCUGUUGUAUUACAGAAUCUUUGCAGGAGCUUCAGCAUAACUCUGGGUCACUCAGUGACCCCAGUUUACCUCAGCUGCACUCUGAUGCUUGUUCUCAAACUGAUAUUAUAGGAGAGGAAUGGACUUCUUACUCCAACAUGUUUGGUUUUGAUGAUAAAGCAAGACAUGCUGACAAAAUAAAAUUGAGCUGGCAGUAUGAAGAGGCCAAAAAGAGGGUUUUCAGUAUACAGCAACAAUUGGCUCUACAAGAUCAUGAAUAUUGGCCAGGAAUAGUGGAGGCUGACAGAGACCGUCUUCAGCUCAUCAAAGAGAAAGAAGCUCUUUUACAAGAACUACAACUCAUAAGUCAGCAGCAGCGGUCCCCAGAAGACAUCCAACGUUUAGAGGAGGAGAAAAGGCGCCUCGAGGAUGAGAUCCAGCAGGCUCAAGCCACUUCUUCUUAUGGUGCUGCUGAAAGGAUACUGCUACAGGAGAAGAAAAAUUGCUUGCUCAUGCAGUUGGAAGAAGCAACUCGUUUAACUUCCUAUUUAUAUUCUCAGUUGAAAAGCUUGUCUGCCAGCACCCUGACAAUAUCCUCUGGCAGCAGUCGGGGGUCAUUGGCAUCCAGCCGUGGAUCAUUGGCAUCCAGCAGGGGCUCUCUUAGCUCUGUUAGUUUCACAGACAUCUAUGGUCUUCCUCAAUAUGAGAAAACGGACAGUGCUACAGAAUAUGGGCAGCAUAUACGCUAUGAACCAAUUGAUUCUCAUAGCAAAGACAUACAAUAUAUUGAAUCUAUUGGGACUUCUAGUAGCAGUAAACAAAGAAGAUCUUUGGAUACACCUCUGUCCCUGGCAUCUCUGUCUUCACGGUCGUCUCUGUCUUCAUUAUCUCCUCCAAGUUCACCCUUAGACACUCCCUUCCUAUCUGCUUCUCGGGAUUCUCCAUUGGCCCAAAGGUCCGAAGGAUAUGAGGAGAUAAUGGGUACAGGUGCCUUAGAAGUACCCCGAGGUCAGGUCUCUGUUUUGGGUGAAGAUAAAGCACAAGAAAUGGUGUCAUCUAAGGCUCUUGAAUAUUCCACAGGCAAUGAAGGACUUCAGGAAUCAGGGCUGCAGAUGACAAAUCUUGCAAUCUCUGGAGCGGUGACCCUACGGGAAGACAGUGUUAGAAGGUCAGAAAGAAGAGCCAGGCGAGUCUCAGCAUGUCUGUCCAAUUAUUCACUGGCUAGUGACAGUGGCGUGUUUGAAGCUUUAAGCAAAAGGAAUGAGGAUGUUGAUGAAUUGCUGUACAGUGAUGCGUUCAGUAGUGAUGAGCCAAAAAUGCAAGUUGGAUUUCUGCAUGACUGUGGGAGCGAGUGUCUCUUGGUCCAUGUGUUGCAACUGAAGAAUUUUACUGGCAUUGCUAUGAAAGAAGGUUGCAAAAUACAUGUGAGAAUAUAUUUACCAUCUCUGGAGUCGGGCACAUCAACCACUUAUUGUUCUAGAGCUUUGGAUUUCCAGACUCCCUUAAUAUUUAAUGAAGUCUUCCAGAUCCCUAUACAUUCAAGUAGCAUGAAGCUAAAAUCAUUGCAGCUUUAUAUCUGUUCAGUUGGCCAACAUCAGCAAGAAGAACUGUUGGGCAUUGCACAGAUUAACCUAGCUGACUAUGAAAGUUCUAGCGAAAUGCAGCUUCAUUGGUUCCCUAUCCAGAUCUUCACUGGUUCAGAUCACGAAGAGACAAAAGACAAAGCCAAGUGUGAAAACAGUGUUUCUCAGUUUUUUGAAAACAAAAGUACAGUGAAAAUGGAUGCUGUGACUGCCCUUUUAGCUAGGACAACAGCUCAGCUGAAAGCAGUGGAGAGAGAGCUAGCAGAAGAGAGAGUGAAACUGGAGUACACAGAAGAAGAAAUUCUAGAGAUGGAGCAAAAAGAAGAUCAGCUGGAAGCUGUAUCAGAGAGGAGUUGGCAAGCAGAAUCGGUUGACAGUGGAUGUAGUAAUUGCAUGCAGAUCAGUCCACACCCAGAAUCCUAUUGUGGCGAAUCAUUACGUGGCCAUAUGUAUUCACCUCAGACAGAUCAGUAUACCCCUGGAAAAGUCCUGCCUCCCCCUAUAAAGGUGGAUAAGGAGACUAAUACAGAAGAUCUUUUCCCAGAAAAAGCAGUUUUGCUUCAUAAAAACCGAACUGGCCGUCGAUCCCGAGGGUCUGCCUUUGUUCGUAGUAGUACAAUUGUUCGUUCACAGACAUUCUCACCUGGUGCCCGAAGUCAGUAUGUUUGUCGACUGUAUCGUAGUGAUAGUGACAGUUCUACUCUGCCAAGAAAGUCACCCUUCAUCCGAAAUACUUUGGAAAGACGUACACUGCGUUACAAGCAGCAAUCAUGUAGAUCAUCUUUAGCUGACCUUAUGGAAAGGACAUCACUAGACCUGGAGCUGGAUCUCCAGGCAUCCAGGACACGGCAGAGACACUUGAAUGAGGAAUUGUCUAUUCUGAGAGAGUUGCGGCAGCGCCUGGAGGAUGCUCAGCUAACGGGUCAAACAGAUCUGCCUCAUUGGGUCCUUCGGGAUGAUCGAUUCCGAAAUUUGCUGAAGGAGGCAGAAAGGCAGACAAGACAGACCAAAUUUGAGUAUCAUCAAAAACAAGCAGCUGAAAAAUUGCUUAAAAAAGCCUCCAAAGAAGUAUACCAACUGCGUGGUCAAAACCAGAAGGAACCUAUCCAGGUGCAGACCUUCCGGGAGAAGAUGGCAUUCUUUACAAGGCCAAGGAUCAACAUACCACCUCUGCCAGCUGAUGAUGUAUGAAUUGUUACUUUGUAAACAUGAAGUAUUUAUCUGCCUCUUCCUAUUUUAAAAUGAAGUUAUUAAACUAGUUAAGUUUAUUUUUAAAAAUCUUUGUGCAAAAAAUAUUAAUAUACACCUUUUGUAAAAAAUAAACAAAAACAUAUAUAUAAAUAUAUAUACAUAUAUAUUUUAUAAUAGUGACCACAGCAAGGCUUGGUUUUUCCUUGUUGUGAAACUGACAUCUCUGAAGACAACUUAUUUUAUAUUAAAACAAAUCAACUAUCCUGUUAGAGCGUGUACAGGUUUUAGGCUGUUUUAUUUGAUUUAAAAGGCUGGAAGACAGAAACAAAGUGAGUUCAGGCAAAUUCACUGUAUUGUAAUUUAUUUAUAGUAAUUUGUUUUCCUUGAAGGAAAAUAUUUACUUUAAGAUGUAUUUUAAAAAACAGAAAAUUUUGUUACUCAGUAUUUGUCAUACAGUAGAAUGGAACCAUUGAGCAGGUUUUGUUUCUGAUAGCUGACAUGAAAAUAGUAUGUUCUAAAUUUGUCAGUUUUUUAAUUAGCUUUAUUGUCUGCAUCUUAUAAUGUAUUUUUGGCACUGUCUUGAUAUCAAAAUAUCACCUGCAAUGUUUCUUUUUAAGAAUCUAUUAAAAUGCCAUUAAGCAUCGCAGGGCACAACUGCAUGUUCUUAUUGUGCACUAGUAAAUUCUUCUCACUUCGGUUGUGUCAAAUAUGUCUUAUAAUUUUUAAGUAGUUUUGUUUUGUUUUAACGAGGGAAAGAAGAAGGUGACAUGUCUCUGUAGCUUUUCUUUUUUGGAAAGUGCUUGUGCGUUUCCUGUAUCAGUAAUGUACUAUUUGAACAGUUCUACUAUUUGUCUUUUCCAUAAUUGUUUAGGACCUCAUUUAGGGAAUCAUCCCAACAAACACAGGACUCUGAGUUUCCUUAGAUUUCCUCAUAGAUCUUGCAUUCCAAACUUCAGUAUCUUCAACAAACUGCAUCUUAAAGUGUGUUUUAAAACACUUAAAACCAUGGUGCAUCCUGUGCUGGUCCUUGUGUCCAGCAAAGUGGGACAUAUAUUGCAUGGAGAGUAAUUGCCAUAGAUUCAACACUUCACAUAGCAAGCAUCAUAACCAAGAUGUGAAUGUUGGCAAUAGUUAAAAAAAGGCUGUAUCAACUCUGGACAAUAGAAAAAAAUCCAAGUUGUAUACCUGCUAGAAACCUCUUCUCUUUCUGAGCCAUUAACAGACAGCACCUCCAUUGAGAUAUUCAGGUUUUUUGCUAUCAAUUUCCAUAAAGCUUCCAACAUUGUUUGCUUUAAUUAAAACCCAGGAGUUUCAGGAUUCCACAUCUGCUGCUAUGCAAAGUUUAAUUAUGUGGAAUAUUCUUUGCAAUUUUACAAAUAUUCCUCAAAAUGCUACUGUCCAAACAGUGGUAUAUUUGUGGUGCAUUUUAAUGCCUUGUUAAAUCUUUAGUAUAGUUCUUUCUUUUGGUUCUAUUCAUGUCCAUUCUUUUUUCUUUAAUAUUGUUUGAUUGCUCAAACUAAACUAUGUUAAAAUUUAAUCCCAACUUCUGUAGUGUUGGCUGUCUCCUAAAUAUCAAGAAAGGUUUAAUGUACAUUUUCCCUUUUUCCAAUGCUAAAGUUUUCUGCUGUUGAAUAGUAUUUUUCUCUCACAUAGAACUGAGACUGUUGUACUGAGUGCAUUUUCACUCUUGCUAGGACAGAAGAACAUGCUAAAGUAGUUAGAGUUGUUUUAGAAAAAUUAUUCAUUCUUCAAGUCAUUCUUCAAUGCAUUCCAUAGCAUUGGAAGAAGUUCACUUGGGCUUUAGGGUAACUCGUAGUUUUUGUUAGUUAAAAUCAGGCUGUCACCUUAAAUUCCUGAAAGUACAACUUUGUGUCUUGAAAAUGUAUGAAAGAAUUGUAAUAUUCUGUGAAGCUUUGGAUACCCAAAGAAACCUGUCCUAUAAAAGGUCAGCUACCCUUUUGGGACAUUAAUAAGUAGUCAAGACAAUUUUUAUAUAGGAUUCUGUCAAGUCAAACUUUGGUUUUACUUAAAUAAAAUCAGACUGUGCCUUAGGGAGACCUGAUACCAAAGAAGGCUGUUAGGCUAGAAACAAGCUAACGUUCCCUAUAGUAUUUGGAACUCAAGCUUUGUGUUAAGAUCAUGAGAACACAAUCAUUAAGUUGUUUUUCAUAAUCUGCAUCUUGAGGUAGUGAUAAACUGCAUAUAGUGUAAAUUAUUAAUUCCAGAUUAAAGACUAACAGUGCAGGCCUGUGCAUUUCUUCAAGUAAUGCCCACUGAAUUCAGUGAUGUAUCUGUACAAAUAUGGAUAGGAAUUCAAACUGUGCAUGUUAAACUAAUGUUUUGGAAGAUCAUGCUUCACCUGACAGAUGUUGCAAGUUUUCCAGAGCUGGUGAAACUAAAAAUAGGAAUGUUUGGCAUUAUCAGCACUGACUGCUCUAAGAAUAUCUGCUGGGUGUAUUAAAAAGUGUCCUGUGUCUACAAAAGUGAUCCCAGAAUACAAAAAAAAGUUAAUAGGAAGAAUAUUGAUAUUGAUGCCUAAAGGAAAAUCAUCUGGCAAUUGCUCUAGUAGUUCAGUACUUAGGAAGACUCCGAGUUAGUCGCUUAUAUGGUUUUUUAAAGUGUCAGUAUUUUCCAACCAUUAUCUGGGGAUGGCCUAGAACUGCUGCAUUUUAUUCCUAUAUGAUUCAUUUGGGUUACAAUUCGGCAGCUGUAGUCCUCUUUCCAAAAGGUUGUAGACAUAGAUUCACAUUUCUUUUCAAUGUGAAAAAGGAUUAUUGUUUAUGCAGAACAUUUUCCACUGCCUUUUGUGUACACUAAUUGUGAUAAAGAGCAAUCAGUUCAAAACGAUUUUGCCUCCUAUAAUGACAAAUCAUGAUCUAUUUUUGUUUGUGAAUGCCAAUUUUGUAUUCCAUAAAUGAUAACUGGUGCAUUGGAAUAUAAAAAAAGUUUUGAGGGCUCCUUGAUAAAAAUAUAUUCCUGAGUUAUAGCCACUGUGCUGUAUACCCAAAAUUUUUAGGGAGAACAAGAUUCUGACUGUCAAAAUGAAUACUAUUUUGGUGUGUUAAAAAGUAAUAUGCUCUGCAGUAUUCAUAUCUUGUGUUUGUCACAGUUUCCGAAUGAUUGUGUCAUUUGUAUUUGAAAAGUAUUCUGCAAAAUAAAGAAAAACUUGCCAUA
Molecule: messenger RNA, 10147 nt
Organism: Varanus komodoensis (Komodo dragon)
Lineage: Eukaryota; Metazoa; Chordata; Lepidosauria; Squamata; Varanidae
Gene: WWC3
Product: WWC family member 3
Exons: 24
Coding region: 3560-6973 (1137 amino acids)
Biological process (GO): cell migration; regulation of hippo signaling; negative regulation of organ growth
Cellular component (GO): cytoplasm
Molecular function (GO): kinase binding; molecular adaptor activity
Source: RefSeq, a predicted model, not a curated record